Molecule: messenger RNA, 7764 nt
Organism: Tinamus guttatus (white-throated tinamou)
Lineage: Eukaryota; Metazoa; Chordata; Aves; Tinamiformes; Tinamidae
Source: RefSeq, a predicted model, not a curated record
UUUUUUCUAGUGCUUGGGAGAUGGGAAGUAAUGAUAGCUGGCACCUAAACUAAACUAUCUGUGUAGGCACUACCACCGCAGAACUUCAGGAUGAAUGGGGAUAUGCCUCAUGUUCCCAUCACUACUCUUGCAGGGAUUGCUAGUCUUACAGAUCUUUUGAACCAGCUGCCUCUUCCAUCACCUUUACCUGCUACAACAACAAAAAGCCUGCUUUUCAAUGGACGGAUAGCAGAGGAGGUGAACUGCCUUCUGGCUUGCAGGGAUGAAAAUCUGGUCUCUCAGCUUGUACACAGUCUCAAUCAGGUGUCAACAGACCACAUAGAACUGAAAGAUAACCUUGGCAGUGAUGAUCCAGAGGGAGAUAUACCAGUCCUGCUGCAGGCUAUUCUGGCAAGGAAUCCAAAUGUUUUCAGGGAGAAAAGCAUGCAAAACAGAUAUGGAGUACAAAGCGGGAUAAUGAUGUCGCAGUUCAACCUCUCUCAGAAUUCCAUGCGUGGGAGUCCUGCAUCUUCCAGUUACCAACAAACCACUAUCUCACACAGCCCUUCCAGCCGGUUUGUGCCACCACAGACAAGCUCUGGCAACAGAUUUUUGGCACAACAGAACAGUCCAGUGCCUAGUCCAUAUGCUCCUCAAAGCCCCGCAGGAUACAUGCCAUAUUCACAUCCUCCCAGUUACACGCCACAUCCUCAGAUGCAGCAAGCUUCAGUAUCCAGUCCCAUUGUCUCAGGUGGGAUGAGAAACCUCCAUGAAAAUAAAGUUUCAAGUCAGUUGUCUGGCAAUUCAGCUAAUCAUCAUGCUGAUAAUUCUAGACAUGGCUCAAAUGAAGACUACCUACAGAUGGUGCACAGACUAAGCAGUGAUGACGGUGAUCCUUCCAUAAGGAAUGCUGCAUCCUUUUCCUUGAGGUCACCGCAGUCAGUGUGCUCUCCAGCUGGAAGUGAUGGAACCCCUAAAGGAUCAAGACCACCUUUAAUCCUACAGUCUCAGCCUCCACCUUAUUCAUCACCUAGAGAUGUGCCCCCAGACAUAUUGUUAGAUUCUCCAGAAAGAAAGCAAAAGAAACAAAAGAAAAUGAAGUUAGGCAAGGAUGAAAAAGACCAGACUGAAAAAGCUGCAAUGUAUGAUAUCAUUAGUUCUCCUUCCAAGGACUCCACUAAGCUUACGUUAAGACUCUCUCGUGUAAGAUCUUCGGAUAUGGACCAGCAGGAUGAUAUGCUUUCUGGUUUGGAAAACAGCAGUGUGUCAGAGGGUGAUAUUCCUUUUAAUGUGCAGUACCCAGGACAGACUUCUAAAACACCCGUUACUCCACAGGAUGUUACCCGCCCACUAAACGCUGCUCAGUGUUUGCCGCAGCACGAACAGACAGCUUUCCUUCAGGCACAACAAGUGCCUGUUUUACAACAGAACACUUCAGUUGCUGCAAAACAACCUCAAACUCCUGUGGUACAGACACAGCAACAGGUUUCGCACCAAGGAACUAUAACGUCAUAUGAUGAAGUAGAAUUGGAUGCAUUGGCUGAAAUUGAGCGGAUAGAACGUGAAUCAGCUAUUGAAAGGGAGCGGUUUUCAAAAGAAGUGCAAGAUAAAGAUAAGCCUUUAAAGAAGCGAAAACAAGAAAACAAGCCACAGGAGGCUGGGGGUGCUACUGGAGGAAACAGACCAGCUUCUCAGGAGACAGGUUCUGCAGGAAAUGGGGCAAGGCCUGCGUUGAUGGUUAGUAUUGAUCUUCAACAAGCAGGAAGAGCAGACUCUCAGGCAACAGUAACUCAGGAUUUGGACACCAUCAGAAAACCUGAAGAAAUUAAACAGUAUAAUGAUGGGUUCGUAUGUGUUCCCCAAGAAGACACUGGUGGAGAUCUUAAACUUAGGCCUGAAAACCAUCCUGAUAUCCUUAGGGAAAAGUCUGACUUUGAGGGCCAGAAGACAGAUAUUCAACAAAAUGAAAACAGACAAAUGGAAUUCCAACAAAAUGAGAGCAGGCGGUUGGAAAGUAAAUACAAUGAAAACAAACAGGUGGAAGCCAAGCAUGAAAGCAAGCAUGAAAGCAGACAAAUGGAAGUGAAACAAAAUGAGAACAGGCAGACAGAAUCAAAACAAAGUGAGAGUCGACAAAUGGAGAUGAAACAAAAUGAGGGAAAACAAAAUAAUGGUAAGCAGGAAAUAAGACAGAGGCCCGAGACACCAAAACAGAAGACUGAAGGCAGGCCCGAAACGCCAAAACAUAGACAUGAUAAUAGGAGGGACUCCAGUAAACCAUUGUCAGAGAAGAAAAUUGAACUAUCCAGGCAUAAGCCAGAUAUGAAAUCUGAUCCCUCAAGGAUAAAAUCUGAAAGCAGAUCUGAUCCAGGAAAGCAAAGACCAGAUGGGCGUUCAGUUUCUGAUACUCCAAGGCGUGACCAUGACAGCCUUAAACAAAGGCCUGAGGACAGAGGGGAGUCAGAGAGAUACAGAGGAGACCCAUCCAAGAUUAGAAGACCUGAAUAUUUGAGAUCCUCAAACAAAAGUGAACAUGAUUCUAAGCAUGGUAUUAAAUCUGAUGGUUCCAAAACUGAGAAAUUGGAAAGGAAACAUAGACAUGAGUCUGGUGAAUCAAGGUUUUCUUCUGGGGAUCAGAAAUCAAGACCUGACAGCCCUCGUAUAAAACAGGAAAGUAAAGGAGAUUCUAGUAAAUCAAGACCUGAUAAAACUGGUUUUAAAUCACCUAACAGCAAGGAUGAACGAAGGACAGAUGGUAAUAAGAGUAAAGUAGAUAGUAAUAAAGCACAUGCUGAUAAUAAAGCAGAGUUUCCCAGUUAUUUGUUGGGGGCAAGAUCUGGUGCAUUGAAACAUUUUGUCAUUCCAAAAAUCAAGCGUGAUAAGGAUGGCAAUGUCACUCAGGAGUCGAGAAAAACUGAAAUUAAAGGUGAACAGAAGGAUAAAGUAGAAAAGAUUGGUCUAGUUGAAGAUCUAAAUAAAGGAGCUAAGCCUGUAGUUGUUCUUCAGAAGCUGUCUCUGGAUGAUGUGCAGAAAUUUAUUAAGGAUAGAGAAGAUAAAUCAAGGAGCUCUUGUUUUAAACCUAACAAGAACAAGUCAUCCAAAUCUAAUAAAGGUAGCAUAGAUCAGUCAGUGCUAAAGGAGUUGCCUCCUGAGCUCCUGGCAGAAAUUGAAUCCACCAUGCCACUUUGCGAACGUGUGAAAAUGAACAAGCGCAAACGUAGCACAGUUAAUGAGAAACCCAAAUACGCUGAGAUCAGUUCUGAUGAAGACAAUGACAGUGAAGAAGCUUUUGAAUCUUCUCGAAAAAGACAUAAAAAGGAUAGAGAUGCAGCCUGGGAGUACGAAGAACAUGACAGAAGAAGUUCUGGUGAUCAUAGGAAAAGCGGUCACUACCAUGAAGGAAGGAGGACUUCUGGUAGCAGUCGUUACCGUAAUCGCAGUCCUGACGACUCUGACAUGGAUGAUUAUUCUCCUCCUCCGAGCCUCAGUGAAGUGGCUAGAAAAAUGAAGAAAAAAGAAAAACAAAAGAAAAGGAAAGCUUAUGAACCUAAAUUAACACCUGAAGAAAUGAUGGAUUCUUCGACUUUCAAAAGGUUUGCUGCUUCAAUAGAGAAUAUUUUGGAAAAUUUGGAAGACAUGGAUUUUACUGCUUUUGGUGACGAUGAUGAGAUUCCACAGGAGUUGCUACUGGGAAAACAUCAGCUUAGUGAGCUGGGUAGCGAAUCUGCAAAAAUUAAGGCAAUGGGCAUUAUGGACAAGCUCUCAACAGAUAAAACAGUAAAGGUCCUGAAUAUUUUGGAGAAGAAUAUUCAAGAUGGAUCAAAGCUUUCGACAUUACUUAACCAUAACAAUGACACUGAAGAUGAAGAGAGGUUAUGGAGAGAUCUUAUUAUGGAGAGAGUGACAAAGUCUGCUGAUGCUUCUCUCACAGCUAUCAAUAUUAUGACCUCACCAAAUAUGCCUAAAGCUGUAUAUAUCGAGGAUGUAAUAGAGAGAGUUAUUCAGUACACAAAAUUUCAUUUGCAGAACACUCUCUAUCCUCAGUAUGACCCUGUGUAUAGAGUGGAUCCUCAUGGAGGUGGUGUUUUAAGUUCAAAAGCAAAGCGUGCCAAGUGUUCCACCCACAAGCAAAGGGUUAUAGUGAUGUUGUAUAAUAAAGUUUGUGACAUUGUCAGCAGUUUGUCAGAGUUGCUAGAGAUACAGCUUCUUACUGAUACAACUAUUCUUCAGGUAUCAUCCAUGGGAAUAACACCGUUCUUUGUAGAAAAUGUCAGUGAACUACAGUUAUGUGCCAUCAAAUUAGUAACUGCAGUGUUCUCUAGGUAUGAAAAACACAGGCAGUUAAUACUGGAAGAAAUUUUCACUUCCCUGGCAAGACUACCAACUAGCAAGAGGAGUUUGAGAAACUUCAGGUUAAACAGCAGUGACACUGAUGGAGAGCCUAUGUAUAUUCAGAUGGUAACAGCGCUAGUUCUGCAGCUUAUUCAAUGUGUUGUGCACUUACCAUCAGCAGAAAAAGAUUCUAAUUCAGAGGAGGAAUCGAACAAAAAAGUGGAUCAAGAUGUGCUUAUUACUAACUCGUAUGAAACAGCCAUGAGAACAGCACAAAACUUCCUUUCUAUUUUCCUUAAGAAGUGUGGUAGUAAACAAGGGGAAGAAGAUUAUAGGCCACUGUUUGAGAACUUUAUUCAAGAUCUUCUUUCCACAGUCAAUAAACCAGAAUGGCCAGCUGCAGAGUUGCUGCUUAGCUUAUUAGGAAGGCUAUUGGUUCACCAGUUCAGUAAUAAAUCUACAGAAAUGGCUUUAAGAGUUGCAUCCCUUGACUAUCUUGGAACUGUGGCUGCAAGGCUGAGGAAAGAUGCGGUCACUAGCAAAAUGGAUCAAGGCUCUAUAGCCAGAAUUCUCAAGCAGGUUUCAGGAGGAGAAGAUGAAAUCCAGCAGCUGCAAAAGGCUUUGCUAGAUUAUCUGGAUGAGAAUACAGAAACUGAUGCUUCAUUAGUGUUUUCUCGGAAGUUUUACAUAGCCCAGUGGUUCCGUGAUACAACCAUGGAGACAGAGAAAGCCAUUAAGUCUCAGAAGGACGAGGACUCGUCCGAAGGAAGUCACCAUGCAAAAGAUGUUGAGACUACAGGACAAAUCAUGCACAGAGCAGAAAGUCGCAAAAAAUUUCUCCGCAGCAUCAUUAAAACUGCUCCAUCUCAGUUCAGUACAUUAAAGAUGAAUUCUGACACUGUGGACUAUGAGGAUGCGUGCUUGAUUGUUCGCUACUUGGCCUCUAUGAGGCCGUUUGCCCAGAGCUUCGAUAUUUAUUUGACACAGAUUCUGCGUGUACUUGGUGAAAAUGCAAUUGCUGUUCGAACAAAAGCCAUGAAGUGUUUGUCUGAGGUUGUUGCUGUAGAUCCCAGUAUUCUAGCCAGGCUGGAUAUGCAGCGAGGUGUUCACGGCCGGUUAAUGGACAACUCCACCAGCGUGCGAGAGGCGGCCGUGGAGCUGCUCGGCCGCUUCGUGCUCUGUCGUCCCCAGCUUGCUGAGCAGUAUUACGACAUGCUCAUCGAAAGGAUAUUGGAUACUGGUAUCAGUGUCAGAAAAAGAGUCAUAAAGAUACUUAGAGAUAUUUGCAUUGAACAACCAACUUUUCCCAAAAUUACAGAGAUGUGUGUGAAAAUGAUUCGGAGAGUCAAUGAUGAAGAAGGCAUUAAGAAAUUAGUAAAUGAGACAUUCCAGAAGCUCUGGUUUACUCCGACUCCACACCAUGACAAAGAAGCAAUGACCAGGAAGAUCCUUAACAUCACUGAUGUGGUUGCAGCUUGUAGAGAUACAGGGUAUGACUGGUUUGAACAGCUUCUUCAAAAUCUAUUGAAAUCAGAAGAGGAUGCCUCAUAUAAACCUGUGAAGAAAGCCUGUACGCAGCUUGUUGACAAUUUGGUUGAGCACAUCCUUAAAUAUGAGGAAUCUUUAUCAGAUUCUGACAACAAAGGGGUGAAUUCUGGUCGCUUGGUUGCUUGCAUAACCACUUUGUUCUUAUUCAGCAAAAUCAGGCCCCAACUAAUGGUGAAACAUGCCAUGACCAUGCAGCCAUACCUGACCACUAAAUGUAGCACUCAGAAUGAUUUCAUGGUGAUCUGCAACGUUGCAAAAAUCCUAGAGCUCGUAGUUCCACUAAUGGAGCACCCAAGUGAGACCUUCCUUGCCACUAUUGAGGAAGAUCUCAUGAAACUCAUCAUCAAAUAUGGCAUGACGGUUGUUCAGCAUUGUGUGAGCUGUCUUGGGGCUGUUGUGAACAAAGUCACACAAAACUACAAAUUUGUGUGGGCCUGUUUUAAUAGAUACUAUGGUGCACUUUCCAAACUAAAAAGUCAACACCAAGAAGAUCCCAACAGUACAAUACUUACUGCCAAUAAACCAGCACUCCUCAGAUCACUUUUCACUGUUGGAGCAUUAUGUCGGCAUUUUGAUUUUGAUCAGGAAGACUUUAAGGGUAACAGUAAGGUAACUUUAGGAUUUGCAUUUAUACAACACCCAAGUUUAAUGUUCGAACAGGAAGUGAAGACUCUGUACAACAGCAUUCUUUCAGAUAAGAACUGCUCAGUAAACUUAAAAAUCCAGGUGUUAAAAAACCUGCAAACCUACUUGCAGGAGGAGGAUACACGGAUGCAGCAGGCAGAUAGAGACUGGAAAAAAGUAGCAAAACAGGAAGACCUGAAAGAAAUGGGUGAUAUUUCCUCAGGGAUGAGUAGUUCCAUCAUGCAGCUGUAUCUCAAACAGGUCCUUGAGGCUUUCUUUCAUACCCAGUCCAGCGUGCGCCACUUUGCUCUAAAUGUCAUCGCACUGACAUUAAACCAGGGUCUCAUCCAUCCUGUACAGUGUGUGCCGUACUUAAUUGCUAUGGGCACAGAUCCAGAGCCCUCUAUGCGAAACAAAGCUGACCAGCAGCUGGUGGAAAUAGACAAAAAAUAUGCUGGGUUCAUUCACAUGAAAGCAGUGGCUGGUAUGAAGAUGUCUUACCAGGUACAACAGGCGAUUAAUACCUGCCCAAAGGAUCCUGUGAGAGGCUUCAGACACGACGAAUCAUCCAGCGCUCUGUGCUCACACCUGUACUCCAUGAUCCGCGGGAACCGUCAGCACAGAAGAGCCUUCCUCAUUUCUUUACUCAACCUCUUUGAUGACACUGCAAAAACAGAGGUGAAUAUGCUCUUGUAUAUAGCAGACAAUCUAGCCUGUUUUCCCUAUCAAACACAGGAAGAGCCACUGUUUAUUAUGCAUCAUAUAGACAUUACCUUAUCAGUCUCCGGUAGCAACCUACUACAGUCGUUUAAAGAGUCCAUGGUGAAAGACAAAAAAAAGGAAAGGAAACCUUCAUCGGAUGAGGAGACCGAGAGUGACAGCAACAGCGGGAGCGAGAGCGAGGAGGAACCUUCCAAGCCUCGGAGGUCACGGAAACGAGUAGACUCGGAUUCAGACUCUGAUGAAGAAAAUGAUAUAAAUGCUGUGAUGAAAUGUUUACGCGAAAAUUCAGCUCCUUUAAUUGAGUUUGCAAAUGUCUCUCAAGGCAUAUUAUUACUUCUGAUGCUGAAACAGCAUUUAAAGAACCUCUGUGGAUUCUCUGAUAGUAAAAUUCAGAAAUAUUCUCCAUCUGAAUCGGCAAAAGUUUAUGAUAAAGCGAUAAACAGAAAGACGGGAGUGCAUUUCCACCCCAAACAAACGCUGGAUUUUCUGCGGAGUGAUAUGGCUAAUUCCAAGAUCACUGAAGAAGUGAAGAGGAGUAUAGUAAAACAAUACCUAGAU